GGUAGGUUCCCCCAGGUGACAACAAUACAGACACCUUCCCGGCGGUGUUUGAUGUGAGCGGUACAACCGGUUGAGGCCGGGCCGCUAAGAACCUACCACGUACUAAACCCGGCACAGCACAGCGAUCAUGUAGCUCAAUGUUCAAGAAAAGGAGGUGAACGAGGCAAAAUGGCGGAAGACGCGGAGCGUAAGAUAUCGCUUGGAGACCUGGAGAAGAAGACUUCUGUAGACCACGGUGACGUCCCGACUACGACAGACGAUGACACCGAUACAGACGACAAGGAGAUCGAGCGACACUUGGGGAAAACUUCGUCACCGUCCAACAAAGGAACACAGAAGAACAGGAAAGGGCUGAAACUUGAGGGUCUGACCCAGGGUUUGUCGACGGUGCAAUAUGACGUGGAGAUGGUAGAUAGUAGGUCUGUCAGCCCCUGUUCUACCAACAAUGGUUCAUUCCGCUCCGAGGAUGGCCCGAGUGAUCGCCUACAGGUGCCUGACAGUCGCUCCUACACCGGUAGCCGCUCCAGUCCCUCUGGCAGCCAGAGCCCCAGCGAAAGAUCAGGCAGCCCGGCGCCGAUAUCCUACGUACGAGACAUCGGCGUAACCGGCACUUCAGACGAGGACAGCACCAGCAUAGACGUCACUCAGGAGUUCACGUACGAGAAGUUUGCGAAGGCGAACUACCAGGAAGGCACCAGGGCACACAGGCAAGUGGAACCUCUGCAUGAGCCACUCCUGCCAUACAAGACCAGGGAGGACAAACAGGCUGCGCUGGAGAACUUCAUUACAAUACUUCGGUUCAUGGGAGAGAUACGAGAGGAAAACGAGGAGAUCCCGGAUAAUGUGUCGCCCCGUGACAGUGUGUCCAGACAGAGUAGCCCGGCUCCAGGCUCCCCUACGCUGGACAGCCCGGUGAACUCUGCCCUGCGGAGGGCGCCACAGAUCGACCUGGGGCUGCUGGGUCUGUCUCCCGCAGAGAUUAAUCAGAUCUGUGUCAUCGUGGGGAACGGCAUCAUCAGCUCUAACCUCAGGACGGAGAUCUACUGCCAGCUGUGUAAGCAGUUGUCCAAGAACCCCUCCAGCAGAAGUCGAGAGCGGGGCUGGCUCCUCAUGUCCGCGUGUGUCAGCUGCUUCCUACCCUCACAUCAGCCUUACUUCCUGAAGUGCCUAGUAAAUUUUAUCCUGACUGCGGGAGGGAACAGAGCGUCCUUCUGUGAGAGGAGACUGAGAAGGACACUGGAGAACGGCACCAGGUCUCUUCCACCUUCAUGGUUCGAGUUGCAGGCAAUUUGCACCAUGAAGCCCCUGCAGGUACCUGUCACCCUGAUGGACGGAAACACAGUCAGGGUGCUGAUGGACUCAGCCUCCACCAUACAGGAGAUCACACAUCAGGUAGCCAAGAAGGUCGGCAUCAGGGACAAGUUUGGCUUCUGUCUCUACAUGACAGUGUCUCAUCAGGUGUAUUCCCUGGGAGAUGGACAUGAGUUGAUCAUGGACGACAUCGCAGAGAUUGAGCUGGGACUGAAGAACGUGAACAAGCGGGAGGUGUCCUGGGAGCUCUACCUCAGGAAAGAGCUGUUUGCACCGUGGCAGGACCCAAGUGACGACAAGUUUGCUGCAGAUCUAGUCUUCCAGCAGGUGGUGGGUGGGAUUCGCUUUGAGGAGUACAAGUGUGAAACGGAUGAAGACUAUGCAGACCUUGUGUCCAAAUCUUACUACAUAGACAGAGGCAAGCCAGCGUCUGUGGAGAGUAUCAAGAACACUUUACAUUUCUACCUUCCUGAAGACAAGUUUAAGUCCAGUAAGGAGGACUAUUGGGCACAACUCAUCUACGAUACAUUCCAAAAGUUACUAGAGGAAGACCCAGAGAUGACAGUUGACAAGGCGAAGGCAGCGGUUGUGAGACAGGCGAUGGUGGAAUGGCCGUUUCUCUUCUCCAGGUUCUUUGUCGCAGAGAAGUUCUGUGGCCCUGGCCCUGAUGGUGAGGAUGUGAAGCUGCACAACCUGAUUGUGGCUGUGAACUGGCGGGGUUUGUUCCUGCUAAAGGAGGCUCGGGCUGAAAACGGGAAACAACAGCUGCUACUGGAGCUGGAGUUCCGCCACAUCAACAAGGCUGUCUGCGAGAGAGGAGGUGUUUAUGUGAUGGUGCAGACAGAGGAAGGCGGAGAGUUUGUGUUUGAGAUGCCCGACGCAGAGAAACUACGAGAACUGGUCUCCCUGUUCCUGGGCAAAAAUGAAUACAGCAAGGACCUUGAAGCCUUGAUAGAAGCUAAAAAAGCCAAACGUCCCAAACCGCCCCCGCUAGAAAACAGCACAGGCGGUUUGACAUGGCUCUUGCAGCUCCCCCUGACAGCUUUGUGGGGUAUUGCAUCUGGCGUGAGAGAGGUGGUCAGAUUUCCCACCCGACUAUUUGACAAGGACAACCCACAACCCACUACUUAAAAAGAGUACCUGACACUGCUACUAACAAUGUAUGUCAGAUUAAACCAAAGAUAUCAACGAAAUUGUAAAUCUGAAAGAAAAUAUAUUUUAAUUCAGAGGUAUAAAAAGUAAUGUUUUAUUAUUGUUCAGGUUUAUUUGUUCAUGUUUAUACAAUGUAGACUGUCAUUUGACAGGUGACCUUAGUUUAUAAUAGCCAGUAGUUUCUGUGAUGGGAGAGACUUUGAGGUAAAUUUAUGGAGCGUGACCACUUGUCAUUUGAAAUGAAAAUAUCACAUUGAGUUCUAGUCUUUUCCUUUUUCAUCUUUUAGACACAAGGCUGCACCAAUUUA
Molecule: messenger RNA, 2771 nt
Organism: Branchiostoma belcheri (Belcher's lancelet)
Lineage: Eukaryota; Metazoa; Chordata; Leptocardii; Amphioxiformes; Branchiostomatidae
Product: myosin-VIIa-like
Exons: 17
Coding region: 169-2442 (757 amino acids)
Cellular component (GO): cytoskeleton
Source: RefSeq, a predicted model, not a curated record